This is a messenger RNA of Spathaspora passalidarum NRRL Y-27907, 1102 nucleotides long. RefSeq names its product Hch1p (gene HCH1). The transcript has 2 exons. NCBI's taxonomy places the organism in Eukaryota, Fungi, Ascomycota, Pichiomycetes, Serinales, Debaryomycetaceae. Gene Ontology annotation, molecular function: ATPase activator activity; protein-folding chaperone binding. Bases 16 to 507 code for a protein of 163 amino acids. Gene Ontology annotation, biological process: positive regulation of ATP-dependent activity; protein folding. The record is from RefSeq and is a predicted model, not a curated record. Gene Ontology annotation, cellular component: cytosol.
AGACUGUAAGACAACAUGGUUGUACAUAACCCAAACAACUGGCACUGGAUAGACAAGAACUGUUUGCCUUGGUCCAAGGACUACUUCAAUGAAAACAUAAUAAAUACCAGUUUUGAAAAUGAAAAGUACAAAUUCAUAGUCACCGCUAUCGACUCAAUCACGGGUGAUUGUGAUGUCACUCAAAGAAAGGGAAAGGUCUUGUGUAUUUACGAUUUAAAGGUUCAAUUAACCGUUACUGGUGAAGUCAAACAGGAACAGAAAGACGAAGAAGCAGACGAAGAAGCAGACAAAGAAGCAGACGAUUCAAAGAAGGUCCAUGCCACUAUAACCAUUCCCGAGUUCGUCCAUGACCAGGACGAAGACGAGUAUGAAUUUGAAAUCAAUACUGCCUUUUACAAAGACGAACUCAAGAAGUUCUUCAUUCCUGUCUUGACUUCAAAGUUGGUCAAGUUCCAACCGGACUUACUUGAAGCUCACGCAAAGGACGUCCAACAUGCCUCGGGAUAAUUGCUGUUUAUAGACUGUUUAAUAAAAAAAAAAACCCACUAUUUAACUAUCUAUCCGUCAAAUCCUUCAGGUACCCCAGCGGCGUGCUUGGUACUACCAUCUCUUGAACCCAAGUAAAUUUCAACUAUUCCAGUAUCAUUAGUCUCGGGGGUUAAACUUAACCACGGUAUUUGUCCUUGUUCAAUUAAUUUCAAUAGUUUGUAAGUUUCAACUGAACUAUAAGGUAUACCUGUCGAAGGAUCAAAAUACUUGACUUCAGUACCGGAGAUCAUACAUGUCUUUUUAUUACCGUUAGGCAAGUAAAUACCCGUAGGUGCCUCGGUAGUGAUGUUGAUCUCGGCCGAUUCUUGUUCGACAUCUUCUUCAAUUGUUUCAACAACAUCUUGCUUGAUACCAAGUCGAGGCAAUUUCUUUAAUUCAUCAAAUAUGGGGUUCUCUUCGGUUAAUUUAUCCACCAGUUCAAACAAAUCAUCCGAUUCUUGUUUGACAUGUGCAUAAGGUUCAACCUUUCCGAUAUGUAAAAUUGUCUUGACUUCUUUAAAUCUUCUUGAUGCCGGUAAUAAUGAUUGUUUACCAAACAAAAUAGAUUUCAAGU